Messenger RNA from Anneissia japonica, 1759 nucleotides. RefSeq lists its product as uncharacterized. The record is from RefSeq and is a predicted model, not a curated record. NCBI's taxonomy places the organism in Eukaryota, Metazoa, Echinodermata, Crinoidea, Comatulida, Comatulidae. The coding region runs from base 842 to 1246 and encodes 134 amino acids. The transcript has 8 exons.
UCUCUUUGCUUUGUACUACUGUAUUAGUACCGGUACUGUAUUAGGGCCAAACGAGCCGAAAUCCCCCUAUAAAAUUAUUCAACAGUCCACUUUUUUUUUUUAUAAAAGUGUGAUUGGUUGAAUGUUUUGGUGUUAUAAGGUCAAUGGUCCAAUACGUAACAAAAGAUGAAAUGAAUGAAGAUGUCGACGUAGGCCUACUUACUUGUGUGUGGGACAUAGGCGCGCCUUCUUGAUACCAUUGUUGAAUUGAACAGACCAGUCAGUCCUUUCUAAGCAUAUUCUGAUGAUGGGAACUUGAUCACACUAUUAUGCUGAUCAAACACCAAUGGAACAUCUCAGCCCUGUGGGAAAGCCUGUACAGUACAUUAAUUCAAGCCUACCAGGAACCCAGGUACUUUUGAGUGGUGAGAAAGACAAACAACUCAGGUAGACACCAACUUAAGCAAGACCGAAAUAAAGUGAAGCGUUAGCAUCCAGGUACGUCAGGAAAGUAGAAUGUGUCACGCAUGGAAAUCGCCGAGGUACAUUGCCGACAAGAGAUAUCUACGUCAUAUGCAAAAUACUCAGCGUAAUUUGACCUGAAAAUCAAUUGUUAUAAGCACUAGGGCUAUGCAUAGUGCAGGCUGCUAAUGAAGUUUCACAGUUUUGCCGAGUUUCAGUUUCUGAAACGAAUGGUGCAAGAGGAGCAGGCAACCAGAACCGAAAUGCCAGGGGCCCAAGACGUGGUGGUGGUAGGAGAUUCAAUGGUGCGCCUGGUGGCCGUGGAGAUGAUAAGGGAUCUUGGCCAAUUGAUCUUAGGACUGGUAUACAACUCUUAUUAUAUCCAUUAAUAUUGCUGUUUAUGGUGUUGUUUUGGUACUUCACUGAGACUUACGAAGCAAUGGCAGAAGUCUAUGUAAUGAUGUCUGCAUAUUCAAACCACCUACAUAAUGUUUCACUUAAAAGGAUUAGUGAUAAGAUGACAGAGGCCCAGGCCAAUGCAGCAGUAUGUUGCAGAAUGAUACAACACCUGUGUCCACUGGUACCGAUCCCAGAUUACAGAGCAAAUCCAUAUGUGGAUGUGGUUGUUCAUUAUGGUAACCAAAUAUUGUCAUUUGGAGUCCAUGAAGAUUCCACUAUUGAGGAGGUUGUCCAGCUAGUACUUCCAGGACAGACUAAUGAGGUUGUUGUCGUGGAUGAAAAUUGGAACGAACUUCAAUUUGCCAUGCGUGUAGGCAUUAAUAGGGUUUUAUAUAUCUACAGCUAAUCUUUUAUUAUAGAAAAUUUUAUGUACGAUACUUAUAAAUGAUAUUUUUCAAUGUGUACACACGUCACCAUCAGGCGAUAGUGUUCAGCUAUUACCAGAUUUAAUAUAUAAAAUCAAUUUAUUUAAAAACAAAAGAUACAAGAUGUACAGCAAAUAGUCAAAUACUAAGGUAAGUCAUAUAUACAUGAAAAAUGAAAAAAUAUAUAUAAAAUAAAAUUUUAGAUACAGUAAUUUGCUAUACGGUAUUGUCCAAUAAUAUUAUGUUCUCAGUGCUAUAAAGGCAAUUGGUGUUAUUUCUAUGCAACCCACCAGUUUUCAUGGUCAUAGCCUUUCCUUGCCAUAGGGGUGCAAAUAUAUAACAGUACAAGCAAUUAUUUAGCCUUAUACCUUACAUGCCUUAAAGUUGCUGGAUGGAUAUACAUAUAUAUAUUAUAAAGCAAAAUAUAUAUUAAAAGGCAAAAUACUGAAAAACAACAAUGCUGUGGGAAACAAUGGCUGGAUCUCAGUAGAGAU